Messenger RNA from Funneliformis geosporum, 2070 nucleotides. The record is from the annotation of a GenBank genome assembly. NCBI's taxonomy places the organism in Eukaryota, Fungi, Glomeromycota, Glomeromycetes, Glomerales, Glomeraceae.
AUGGAACAUAUGGAAUCUGUAGAAGUACAAUUAAAAGAACUUCAAAGUUUUUUAAAUGAUGAAAUUAUUAAAGAUUUCAGAAAGAGUUUUAAAGAACUUAGCGAGAUGUCAAAGAAUUUUGAAAAUUAUCAAAAUAUCGUUAAUUACGACACUAAGUUACGUCAAGUAUUUGAUGGCUUAAUCAACGAGAAAUUAAUUAAAAAUUCUCAGGAACUUAAGAAUCCAGAUAAUAGUCAGCAAUUUUUUUCUUCUUUGAGAAUUUUAAAAUUUUUAGCCAAAAAGAUAGCUUAUCUAAAAAGAAUAGAUAUCAUACAGGAUGUCUUGAACUCACCUCAUAAAAAGAAUAUCUUGUUUUAUAAUGCUCUGACAAAAGAAGAAAUUAACAAACGCUACCGAAAUCUCGUGUUGAAUUUCCAUCCCGAUAAAACGAAUCGACCUGAAAGUCGUUGUGCUCUUCUAGAUGAGCAUAAAGACCUAGGUGCUGAGCUAUUUGGAUGCAUUACAGAGAUUAAGGAAAGCUUAUUGGCCACUUACGAGAAAAUCAUAAACAAUGAAGGUUGGAAGUUUCAUAAAAAUAAUGCAGACGAUCUUUGGAAAAUAGCUAUAGACUACCGUAAUGCGGCUAAAGGACAAUGGAAUAAAUUAAAAUCACUAAAAAAAGAUAACAUCGGUGGACUUUCUUCUGAAUAUCUGGAGCUUAAUAGCGUAAACUAUGGAUUGCAAGCCUAUCAGGAAUACAGAGCGGCAUGUAAAAUUGUUGAUAAAGCUAAACAACUACGAGAACGAGUAAGGUUACGUGGAAGUAUUGCGUUAUGCUUAUACGUUUCAAAGCGACAUUUAGAGGCCCAGUUAUAUGCAUUGUCAGCAAUUAAGUUACAACUUAAGGAUUCUUAUGAAGUCACAAUAAAUGAUUGUAACGAGGCAAAAAAGAUAUUUGAUAAAGUUAGAGAUAUGAAUGUUACCGAGAAAACGCCUGAGUUAAAAACCGAGAUCAAUCUGAAUGUUAAUUUUGAUUACUCGCAGGCUGUAGUAAAAAGAGUGGAUCAAGAGAUAUCUUUUUCUGAAAAAUCAUCUUAUCAACGGUCAAUUGAUGAUGAUAUGCUAAAAAUAAGUGCUGAUUUAAUGCUCAAAGCGGACAGCAGCUUAGUUUGUUAUCAAAUACCUAAAGAAGAUAUCUUGCAAGCCAAGUACCAAUCAUGGCGUAAAACUAGAGUAGGCGGAAUUAUAGUAACUGGAGUAGGUAUAACUGCAACUGCUACUGCAAAAGUUAUCCAUGACACUGUCGUUUUGUUAGGAGUUUGUACAGUCGGUAGUACAAUCUGUAUCCCUUUCUGUUUGGCAACUGGAUUAAUUACCUUGGGUUUAGGAAUAUGGGGUGGUACAAGCUUAUGGAAAAAGGACCUAAUGAAAGAUCCAAAAACUCUCGAAAAUCUCAAUGAUAUAAUGAAGAGCGCACUAAAAGCUUAUAAUAAGGGCGAUUAUCAGCAGUUUAUCAAUGAACUUUCUAAAAAUUAUAAAACCGAUACCAGUCUUCUUACAUUAAGGAAUCGUUCUGAUGAUAGUUACCCUAAAGUCUUGAGCAGCGGGAAAAUUAAUAUUAAAGGAAAAGUAUCGAAGGAUUUAGUGUCACUAGCAAAGAAAAUUCUUGUUGAUGUAAAUUAUGAAAAACUUGAUGAGGAGGCCGAAAUUCUCGAUGGCCGCAUUCGUGAUUUGCGAUCAAACAACAUUUUUAAUAUUGUACUCAACCAAGUUGCCGAUUUUAUUUCUCUUAAAGGGUAUAGCAACAUAGCUAAGGAACAUAAGGAUGACGCUAAAAGGAUGCCCUUUAAAUUAAGGCUGAAAGAAAUGCGUAAUAUUGCAGACCUUAACCUAGCAAUUUUUGAUAUAAUUGACGGUGGUGAAGAAGAACUUGAACGAGCUAAAAAAACUAUUGAGGAAAUACGUGAUAAAAAUUAUGAUGAUAAGAAUUAUGAUUAUGGUUUUGUUGAAUUGCGUUUAGAAGUUUUGGAGGAUUUUUUAAUGAUCGUCUGUGGUGUAGAAUUACCUCUAAGAAUCGCUUCAAUUGCCUAA